Molecule: messenger RNA, 8857 nt
Organism: Bufo gargarizans (Asiatic toad)
Lineage: Eukaryota; Metazoa; Chordata; Amphibia; Anura; Bufonidae
Gene: MCF2L
Product: MCF.2 cell line derived transforming sequence like
Exons: 31
Coding region: 586-4143 (1185 amino acids)
Biological process (GO): positive regulation of Rho protein signal transduction; intracellular signal transduction
Cellular component (GO): cytoplasm; extrinsic component of membrane
Molecular function (GO): guanyl-nucleotide exchange factor activity; protein binding
Source: RefSeq, a predicted model, not a curated record
UCUGGAAGCUGUUUGGGAACUUUUUUUUACAUUUACUUUCCCCCCUUUCACAGUAUCUUGCAAAAUACAUCUAGAAGUUGAGCAGAAGUGGUUGUUUCUGCAGAGAGAUUAUCUGAAGAUUGUGUUGACCUCUGAGUUUUUUUCUCCUCGUGGAAUUACUUUAGAUUAUGUCAUAGGAGAGGAACAAUGAUGUUACACUAAGGAGAAGUAUCAAUGCUGGACCUCAGACUGCUUGGUAUUUGCAAAGAGUUCCCUGUAUCAGGCACCUACAAGUCCUUUUAGGAUUACAGUGCACCCUAAUUCCUUAAAUGAGGAACACACCUGGAAGCAAAAACGUGUCGGGAAAUAUUGUAAAUUCUCUUCACAAUGGAUUUUUUAAAUAUAUUUUGCCAAUGAAGGUGAAACCACAUAGUCUUCUUUGGAACAUUAUGGAUUUGAUAUCUUGAGAGGAGUGAAUUUUUAUACCAGAGAGUGGAAUUAUUUUUCCACAGCUUGUUUCAUCACCUUGGUUUUCUUAUGUGCUGGGAAAGAGAUUGACCCUAAAGCCUUCGCUUCACGAUAGCGUGACCUUUUAAUCCAAGAAACAUGUCGUUGCAUAGAUUAAGAGAGAGGAGUGAAGGCCAUGGCCCUAGAAUUUCAUCCAGGGUCACACAGUUACAUCGCAGUGUGUCUUCAACCAUGCGCCGGUUACUUCCCAGGAGAGGGUGGAGAACAAACUCCAAUCAAGCUACUUCUGAUGACAUCAUGCAUCAGGACACCUUCCCGAUGUGUGCAGCUGAUAUUGAGGAUCAGCUGCAGAAGCAGUUUGCAUACCUGUCAGGUGGAAGGGGAGAAAAUGGCUGUCCUGUCAUAACAUUUCCGGAAUACCCAGCCUUCAGUGAGAUCCCAGAGACUGAGUUCCAGAAUGUUCUGACGUAUCUAACCAGCGUUCCCAGUUUACAAGAUGCAGGAAUUGGCUUCAUCCUAGUCAUCGACCGAAGACAGGACAAAUGGGCAUCUGUAAAAGCAUCAAUACUGAGGAUUGCAGCAUCAUUCCCAGGGAACCUGCAACUUGUUAUUGUUCUGCGGCCAACAGCAUUCUUUCAGCGAGCUCUGUCAGACUUUGCAUUAAAAUUCAACAAAGAUGACUUUAAAAUGAAGGUACCGAUCAUAAUGCUGAAUUCAGCAGCAGAAUUACAGAACUACAUUGACAAGUCACAGCUGACAGAGGACCUUGGUGGCACAUUGCAUUAUUGCCAUACAAACUGGCUAUUACAUCGCACAGCUAUAGAAAAUUUUGCCGUGAGGGUUAAGCAGACAGCACAGAUUCUACAGUCCUUCGGGACAGAAUUGGCAGAGACAGAGUUGCCCAAUGAUGUGACUACCACCAGUUCUCUUUUAGCUGUGCACACAGAAAAGAAGGAUAAAAUGAAGGAUGAUCUGGGAUUAGCACUGAAGCAGGGAAAUGAUAUCCUGGAACGGAUCAGGCAGCCAAUUCGAGAGGACCCAGAAUACAUGAUGAAUCAGGACCAGCAGGAUAACCAAACAACAGUCGAGAGGCUUAUUUGUCAGCUAAAUGAAACAGAAACUGCAUUUGAUGAGUUUUGGACAAAGCAUCAACAGAAGCUUGAACAGUGCUUACAACUGCGACAUUUUGAGACAAAGUUUCGAGAGAUCAAGGCAGCCCUGGACAGUAUUUAUGAGAGGUUAUCAAUCUUUAAAGAUGUGGGGAACAGUUGCUCCCAUGUGGAACACAUACUGAAGGAUCUUUGUACUUUUGAAGAGAAGGCCCAGGAAACAAUACAGUUGGCACAGGUCUUAGCAAGGGAAGGAGACCAUCUCAUCUUAAGUAACCAUUAUGCCGUGGACUCCAUCCUCCCAAAGUGUAAUGAGCUUCAUCAUCUAUGUGGUGACAUCAGUAGUCAUAUUCAGGAAAGGCGGGAGCUGCUCCACAACUCUCUAGAACUUCACAGACGUCUGGAGAAGACCAUGGAGUGGUGUGAUGAGGGUAUAUACUUGCUGGCUUCUCAACCUGUGGAUAAGUUCCAGUCCCAGGAUGGAGCAGAAGCUGCAUUACAAGAGAUAGAAAAGUUUCUUGAGAGUGGCACAGAGAAUUCCAUUAAAGAUUUGCCUAGUGUUCUUGUGCAGUAUGAAGGGAUUCUUACUCUUGAACUACAGGAACAUGUUCACAAGGUGUUCCACAAGCAGCAAAGUAUGCAAGAGAUGUUCGAGAAGAGGAAAGGAAGCUUGCGCAAGCUAGCAGCUAAACAAACUCGGCCUGUGCAGCCUGUGGCUCCUAGGCCAGAAGCAUAUAUCAAGUCCCCUAGUUCUUCUCCAGUUCUCCAAAGGGCCUCUGAGCACAGAGGUAGUGCUGAAAGUGUUCUUCAAAGAAGAAUGAAUUAUCGCAGGGGCAAGAGUGAACUAGAUGGUCAAGUUAGGAGUACUUCCAUGAUGGAUGAUGAAGAAAAUUUAGCAGUACUAAGAAGGCAUGUUAUGAAUGAGCUAAUAGAGACAGAACGAGUGUAUGUGGAAGAGCUUUUAUCUGUUCUUGAGGGUUAUGCUGCUGAGAUGGAGAAUCCCUUAGUAAUGCAUCUGCUCUCUCCAGUUCUCCUUAACAAAAAGGAUGUGUUGUUUGGAAAUAUGGAAGAAAUCUACCACUUUCAUAAUAGAAUAUUUUUGAGAGAGUUGGAGAACUACAUUGACUAUCCUGAAUUAGUAGGAAGAUGUUUUCUAGAAAGGAUGGAAGAUUUCCAGAUAUAUGAGAAGUACUGCCAGAACAAGCCCCGCUCGGAGAGUCUAUGGCGUCAGUGCUCUGAUGCUGUGUUUUUUCAGGAAUGCCAAAGGAAAUUGGAUCAUAAGCUGAGCCUGGAUUCCUACCUACUGAAACCUGUUCAGAGGAUAACAAAGUACCAAUUGCUUUUAAAGGAAAUGUUAAAGUACAGUAAGAAUUGUGAAGGUGCGGAGGAUCUGCAGGAAGCUUUGGCUUCUAUUCUUGGCAUCCUUAAAGCCGUAAAUGACUCCAUGCACCAAAUAGCUAUCACUGGAUAUGAAGGGAACCUAAAUGAUCUUGGCAAACUUUUGAUGCAAGGGUCCUUUAAUGUGUGGACAGAACAUAAAAAGGGACAUUCCAAAGUAAAGGACCUGGCAAGGUUUAAACCAAUGCAGAGGCAUUUGUUCUUGCAUGAGAAGGCUGUACUGUUCUGCAAGAAGAGAGAAGAAAAUGGGGAAGGAUAUGAGAAGGCUCCUUCCUAUAGCUUCAAACAUUCCUUAAAUAUGGCGUCUGUUGGAAUUACAGAAUAUGUCAAAGGGGACAUUAGGAAAUUUGAAAUCUGGUAUAAUGCUAGAGAAGAAGUAUAUAUUGUGCAGGCACAAACAUCUGAAAUAAAAGCCACCUGGGUAAAUGAAAUCAGAAAGGUAUUGACUAGCCAGCUUCAGGCUUGUAGAGCAAAUAACUCUUACUGGUAUAUGUCUGCAGAAGCCAGUCAACACAAGUCAGUGGAGCAGACCAACAGUUCUCCAUUGCCUACUCCAUCUAGUAGCAGUCCUUUGAGAAGUAAGUCUGGCAAGAACAAAAAACUGGAAGAAAGGAAAACUGAGCCUUUAAUAAGCCCUGACUCCUCUUUAGUAGCGUUACCAAAGUACCUUGAGAAAGGUAAAGCUUCUCCUACCAGCCCUGACAAAAAAACUAAACGCCACGAAGUAAAGAGUGACCCAACUCCAUUUGGUUUAAGAGGUUGGAAUAGGACAUCUCAGUCACUAGAUGUAUCCGAAGGAAACAAUGAUGGAUGGUCCAGUGGUGAAGACCCAAUCAAUUCUUCAGAUGCUGAGGAUGAAGCAGCAGAAACAGCAGAUAAAAAGCUGAGUCCAGGUAAAUAUACUGUUGUUGCUGACUGUGAGAAGCAUGGGCCAGAGGACCUUCCAGUAAAAAGUGGAGACGUGGUUCAGCUGAUACGUGAAGAAGAGGAUGGAGUCUGGUAUGUGAAGAAUCUGAGCACCAACAAAGAAGGACUCGUGCCUGCCAGCAACCUGAUGAUACUCAUUGGGGCUUCCAAGUCGGCGCAUUCACUAAGCAGCUCUGAAUCAGGAACUGCUUCCAGCACGUUAAGCACCUCAUCAAGCUGCAGUGAAAGCUGCAAUGCAAGCUUUUCUGAUAUCAAGGGCUGAACUUGAACACAAACUUGUGCACAAACCAGGUGUGUCGUGGACGGGUGAUCCCAGACUUCAGGCCAAGUGAGAAGAACAGGAUGGAUGAAGAAAAGGCAAUUUUCUGGUGCAGAUACAAAGAAAACAGUCAUAGAGAGAUUGUCCGCCUGUGUUCUUGCCUCCCUCUGUUUUAUGUCACCUGACAGGCCAAUGGGGAAAUAAGGAGACGGGAUGGGGUUUAGUGAUGUAUUGUGCCUGAGAGACUCCUCUCCUUACACCACACAUAGUUCAGUUUACAGAUUUAUAAACAGUGUUUACUCCGUCAACAUUUCACCUAUACCGUGGAACAUUUCUGAUCCCUGUAGAACAUACCGGGCAAUGGUGCCAUCAUUUUGUUCCAUUGUAUGUUUCCAAGUGGCGUUUCUACCGGUUUCCGUGGUUCUCUGCAGCCGGAUGUAAAGAUGGAUCUAAAAAGACUUAUUUUCCUUUUGCUCCUUUGUACUGAGACCAUGUAUUAUGGCUGUUACCUGUUUGUAAAAGAAAAUAAUGAAUUGUCACGGUUCUCACAGCAUGACAGUUUAGAUACAAAAUGUAUUUUUCCACUUGUCAGUCCAAGCAUUUGUAGUUCACAUCUCUUUGUCAAGUGAUCUAUCAAAGACUGCAGUAACAAAGCUGAGAUGGUUGGCCAGUACAGAACCAAGGCAGUUGUCCGGGGGAAGCUGAAUAUUUUCUGUUAUUCACAAGUGAUAUUUUUAUUGGUGUACAGGAACAAAACAAAAAAUGACUAACUGAUCAGCACUUUUAUAUUUGUAUAGAAGAGAAAUGGAAUAUAGAUGCAUAUAGUUAUAGAGAUAGAAUGGACCACAGAAAGGGGUAAGGAAUAAUGCUUUGCACUAUCCUUCUCUGACCUCCACGGUCCAUUCCUACCAUUUGUAAAAAAUAAAUAAAAAUUCACAUGAAAGUCCUGUGAAUUUGUGAAUCCUGCCAGAUCCUUACAGGGUCAGUCUCCUAUGACUGAAGGGGUUAUUCCUCCUGUAAUUUUCCACCCGCCACCACUGCCAGUCUCUGCAGCUUCCCCUGUAAGCCACAGUAGCCAAUUGCUUCCUAUGCAUCCUAAUAAUGUGAUACCACAUAGAUGAAAAAUAAUAGAGGAUAAGGAAACAACAGAAACCAGCAGUGGGAGGCAGAGGUAGAUUUCAGAAGGUACAUAAGUACAAUGCAAAGUUUAUAGAUUUUCUAUUACCAACAGGUUGUGCUCAUUUUUAAAAGGCCGUGCCACUUCUUUAAUCCAGUUUUCUCCCUCUGAGUGUGUUUACAGAUGUCAUUUUUUUACUAAUUCAUAUUUCAUAGGACUCUACUGUCUACUUAUAGGAAAAUUGAGAGAUUUAAGUUUGUUAGAGCAUAAAGACACGUACUGGUAUAAAACCAUCCAAGGCUAUGGACAAGACAUAUAGACUUCUUUAUAUUCAGCACCUUAAUUUGUAGAAAAUAAGGUUAGCAGUCAUUAUUUCAUGUGCAUGGUUUCACGUGAGCUACACUCACUCUCAUUCAUAUUUUCCUUAGGUUUCUAUUGGCACCAGGUUAAUUCAUUGGAUUAUAAGGGAUAUUUCACUGGCUCUGAGGGCUCGUGCACAUGGCCAUAUUAUAGCUGCAAGCAGACUCUAAGAUCAUGGGUGCCUACUGAACUUCUGUGCGCCUCCAAAUAAAAUAAAAUAAAUCUUAGGCUUUCAUUUCAUAUCUACUGUUGUAAUCUAGUCCCUAAAAGUAGAUGAAGAGUAUUUCCAAUUGUACAGUAUGCGACAGAGCCCGUAGACUACCACAUGGAGGCAGUAUGGCCCUUACUACGGAGCAAAACCACCUUGGUGCACUGCUGUACAUGGCGUUGCUGUGUGCAUGAGCCCUAACACUGUAAUCACGGGCAGUUUUUUUCCUCUGUUUUUUGUAACGCGCCAAAAGCUGCACAUUAGUACAGCCUCAACUGCAUCAGCAACAGUCAUAAAGCUGCCAUCAGAAGGAUAAUUUUGUGUUAUCUGUUGAAUUCUCUGUGCGUUUGCUAUUUAAACACUCCACAUGUUACGACUCUACAGUUGGCAACCGUGAAAUCUUUCUGUAGUUGAGGCUACUAAAUGGCACAAUAUGUUAUUAAAUAUGGCAGACUUCCUUAACAUCAUAUUUUCGGAUGUAUAGUGCCAUUUCAAAAUUGUCUGUGCAGUUGGGUGUUCAUUAUAACUACAGGAAAAUAUAGUCCUAUAUUAUAGUAGUCACUGAAGAAAACAGAUGAGUCCAAGAUAUCCUAGGAGCAAUAUGUUAUGUUUUAUGCCUUGAAAUCAAACUUUAUUUUUAUAUAUGUACAGGAUAUAUUCUUUUUAUUUUCCUCACAAUUGUAAAAGAAAUUUAUGAAAUUGACAUAACUUAUUAAAAAAAAAUGAGAUGUAUUGCAGACAGUUAGCAAUGAGUAUUACAUGACUACAACUGAGAAAAUAUGGUCUUGUAAAUACAAGAUGUUUAAAUGUCAUAAAAAUAUAUAUCAUAUGUUUAUUUUUUGAAAAAAAGAGAAAUACUACUGUUAAUGUCAAAGUGAUAAAGGCAGUAGCCCGAGUAUUAGUAAAUGACUCUUUCAGAUCUCUUUAUUGGGAUAUUUUAUCAAAUGGGCUACAUGAUAAAGUUCAGAUUUCCUUUCUCAAAGGACUCGGAUAUUCUGAUGUGCACAUGGUCUUUCAAUUUUAGAUACAGCUUCCCUUCUAUUAGUGAACUGUUUGCAGAUAGGAAAGAAUGGUGUCGUUGUCAAUGAUGUGAAUGAUUCUCACAGAUCAGUUAUCCAAUAACAAGCAAGGAAUAUUUCUGCAUUUGCUAUGCUUCCAUUUAUUAAAUCCUUAUCAAAGGCCCCUUUACAUGGGCCGAUUGUGCAGGCUGUUCGUUCCUGAUAAUUGAAUUGCUAGCUUGUCAGAGGAGGUGAGAGCAGCAUAUACAUGCAUCAAUCAUCUGCUCUGUAUGGGAAAGAAUGAUUGCUACUGCGAUCACUCAUCCCCAUAAAGAUUAAUUGUUUCCAGGCAGCAGAUCCCCAUUUACACAGGAUGAUCUGCUUUCCAGAAACCACAUAUUUGGAAUGCUCCUUCUCGAUAAUUGCCCUGAUUGUCAUCCAAUGUAAAGGGACCUUUUGUAAAGCAAUGCAGAAGGUGUGAGGACAUAUAUCAGUAAGUGGCUUUGCAAAUUGACUGCCUUCUGGAGGAGUAAAACUAGCUCAUGCCAGCCAAAUCAGAAACUUCUCCAAAAGAAAGUGGCCCCCAUCUGUAAACAGCUUUUUCAGGGUUCUUGCCUCUCUUCAGUACAGAGUAGGAUACUAGUUGACUGAAUGGGAUGCCUAUGAUGCAGCUGUAAAGGGUGGUGAGUAGUACCACUUAUUGAAAAGCACCAGUGGGUAUAUGGAGACUAAUUCACACAUCAGUGUUUUGGUCAUUGAUUUCCAUCAGCAAUUGUGAGCCAAUAACAGGAUUGGAGCCUCCACAGACAUAAGGUAUAAGGGAUAGAUUUGGCCUUCUUCUGUGCAGUUGCACCUGGUUUUGGUUCACAAUGACUGAUGGAAAUCACUGACCAAAACACUGACAUGUAAAUGAGGCAUUACAGUCAGUGCACCAUGAGAAACAAGUAUUUGAAUCAAUCUUCUAGAAGGAAGACAACUACCUAUCUGAAAACAUCGAAAGCAAACAAUAUUAAAACAGGUGUCUAAUUUCCAUACCUUUUGCCCAUGGGGCAUUGCCUCAAAUAUGCAUCCAUAUCUGAAUCUCUUCAAUGAAAACCAGUACCUCUGUAAAAACGUGUUAGGUGGCUUUAUCAGGUUGUGUAAUUUAAGAGAUAAAGGCUUCUAUUAAUGGCAGCUUUUUUUCUGGUGGAAGUGAAGUAUAUGCAAACACUUAAAAUGGAAGGAUCUCCUAAGCAAUGCAACUACCUCAAUGUGCUUGCAGAUGCUUUGACUUUUAAUUUUUUUUUUAGAUCUUUCGUAAGCUGGUCAUAUCCCACUGACAAUCAGUGACUGAUGGACCUUCCAGGUCACCUUAUCCUGAGAUAAAGGGUAAAAUGUGUCUGGUGGCUGCUUAUCAGGAAAGAUAGCUUUUGGUAAAAAGAAUGCUUGACCAACAGGUAUCUUAUGUUUAUGGCCAGCCAGAAGAUGAGUGUACACUGAUCUGUAGGGAUUUCUUCUAUAAUUCUUACAUGUUCUUACAUGAAACCCUUGGGCUCCUAUUACAAAUCCUGACAUAUUCCUUUAUUUUAUUUUGCUCCUUAGGAGUUAUAUUUGUAGGGGACACUGUAGUGUUGAAGUUUCUACAAAUCAGGGACAUAUGACAAUCUCUUGCAGCCCCCUGAAAUUCACUAUAAUAUAGAGUUGCUGGUGUCAUAUACUUUUUUUAGUGAGUGGUAAGGCGUAGCUAUCUGUACAGAUGUGGACUUCCCUCGUACAUUGUAAGUUAUUUGUAAAUACUUUGUAAAAUAUUUGAUUGUUCCUUAAUAAUAUUGUGUAGACAUUUGUGCUAAAAUGACCCUUUUUUCAUAGGACUAUGUUAAUAUUUGCCUGUGAUUUCUAAGUACUGUCACUGCACUUUAUAGACUACAUCUCAUCAGCUUAUUUUUAUCCAGCUAAUGUAAAUUUGAGUACAGAAUAUGAAAUAUUGUAUGUAUGAAGGUUCAUUGAGUACAUUUCAGGAACACCUGCUGUAUUUCACUGUGGUAAAAAAAUAAA